AUGGCGGCAGCUCGCGCCGUGAUCUCUGUGUUGUGGCUUCUUGUUUGCCGGACGUAUGCAGACGAGAUUUCUCAAAGUCUAGAUCAAGAUGUUUGCGACACUCCUGACUGUGCGGUCAAGCUGCUCCAGGUCGCCUCACGGACCCCAGAAGGACAUGCGUUGACGGAGGAAAGUGGCAAGAAGAGCAACAUGCCGUCGACCAGCGAUUCCGGCGGGAUUUGCCGAGGAAAGCCUUUGAACUUAAUUGGGAUGGUGGAAUGCAACGGCUUGUCCGCCUAUUCUUGCCUUCACAACAGCAACUGCGACUGGAUGCAGGGCAGCCAGCCCGGUUCCGGCGGCGCCGGAGGUGGAGGUGGAUACGGAUACAGGGGAAAGUGCCAAGCAAAGCCUUUCAAUCUCAUCGGCUCCUUGGAGUGCAACGGCUUGUCCAAAUGGUCCUGCAGCCAAAACAGCAACUGCGAGUUCGUGAUCGGUUGA
Symbiodinium sp. CCMP2592 is the source of this 477-nucleotide messenger RNA. The record is from the annotation of a GenBank genome assembly. NCBI's taxonomy places the organism in Eukaryota, Dinophyceae, Suessiales, Symbiodiniaceae.